Messenger RNA from Linum trigynum, 1110 nucleotides. The record is from the annotation of a GenBank genome assembly. NCBI's taxonomy places the organism in Eukaryota, Viridiplantae, Streptophyta, Magnoliopsida, Malpighiales, Linaceae.
AUGGACAAGUUAGUUAAAUUAUCAGGAAGCAAUGCUGAGAGAAACUACAAGAUUGCGAAUGAGGACCAAGAAAACAAUACCCACUUCACCUUCAAGAAUGUAUUAGUUGCCACUAACAACUUUUCUGAGACCAAUAAACUAGGGGAGGGCGGUUUUGGCCCUGUCUACAAGCGAAAUAUGCUUGUUGGUCAUGAAGAAGUAGCAAUAAAGAGGCUUUCAAAGAAAUCUGGACAAGGGUUGGAGGAAUUCAUGAAUGAGCUAAGGCUCAUUGCAAAGCUCCAACAUAACUACCUCGUUAGACUCUUGGGUUGCUGCGUUGAAAAGGGGGAGAAGAUAUUGAUAUACGAGUACUUGUGUAAUCGAAGCUUGGAUAAAUUCCUCUUUGGCUCACCUGUGAAAUCAAAGUUAGAUUGGCUGAAAAGAGUGAAGGUAAUAGAAGGCAUAGCUCAAGGACUGCUAUACAUCCAUAAAUACUCAAGACUGAAGAUCAUUCACCGAGACCUCAAGGCAAGCAAUGUUCUGCUGGAUGCAGCAAUGAAUCCCAAGAUUUCAGACUUUGGAAUGGCUAGGAUUUUCAGGAUUGAUCAGGCUGAAGCGAACACCAACCGUAUAGUUGGAACAUAUGGUUAUAUGUCUCCUGAAUAUGCAUUCUACGGACAAUUCUCGAAGAGAUCAGAUGUAUUCAGCUUUGGAGUGUUACUGUUGGAGAUAGUGAGUAGAAGGCGGAACACAGAUUUCUAUGAUCCUGAAGUCCUGUUUUCACUUGUUUGUUGGGCAUGGGAGCUAUGGGGAAAAAGGAAACCAGAGGACCUGAUUGACCCGUCAGCAAAGGGUACAUGUAGCAAUCCUCGUGAAGCCAUGAAGUAUAUCUGCGUGUCAAGUUUUUGUAUCCAUGUGGGUCUUUUGUGCGUGCAAGAAGCUCCAGGUGAGAGGCCAACAAUGUCGGCAGUAGCUCUGAUGUUGUCGAGUAGUGAUCCCCAUUCAUUUCCAUUGCCAGGAGAACCAGCCUUCACCACUAAAACACCUGAUGUUGUCAUUGAAAAUGGCGAUCAAGUUCAUGUCAAUUGUUCAAACAACCAGAUGACAAUGAGCUUGCCAAGUGGUAGAUAG